This is a messenger RNA of Cladocopium goreaui, 2037 nucleotides long. The record is from the annotation of a GenBank genome assembly. Lineage: Eukaryota; Dinophyceae; Suessiales; Symbiodiniaceae.
GAGACAGCCGAUGUUCAAUUGCCUUUGUCGUCAAGCGGGUUUCUCAGUUUUACCUGGGUGCAGUUAGCGAGCAAAGACAUUGGGGCUGUGGCAGCGUCUUUGCCUCAAAGGAAGUCCCAACUUACUGCAGAGUUUCUUUUUUGCGGUGCGAUCGAGCUCAAAGAGAAGCUUGAUGAAGUUGAACCGGAGUCUCCACCGAAGUCUUCACUCCUGGGCCACAGCGCCUUCGGCGACGUGGUGAGGCGAGUGGACCUCCAGGGGAACCACUAUGCCUUUAAGAAGAUCUCGGGUGCAGUUGUGCAGCACCGAGGCAUGGAGCAUACAGUGCAAGCUGAGAUUAACUCACUGCAGGUUUGCCAGGGUUCCAGGUUUGUGGUGGACUUCUUUCACAGGACAUGCCCUGAGAUUUUGCCAGGCAUCCAACAAGGACACCAGGCACCCGGUGACUUCCGGGCAAUGCCAUCGGAGGGCUGGCAGCGGAUCCACCAGUGCUUUGAGCGGCCCGUCAGGCAACAACCGGCGAAGCCUGAAGGCUCGACUUGGAAGCAAAUCCCUAUCGAUGGAGUGCCAUUUAAGGUGCCUGCUCGUUUUGAGCUGAUCAAGAAGGUUGGGUCCGGUGCAAGUGGCACCGUGGUCAAGCUUCAGUCCGGUCAAGCCCAGGUGGCCGUUAAGAAGGUCACCGUCGGGCAUGACACCCAUCAUUCUUUGGUGGAUGGUAAGCGGCUCAUUCGCGAGGUGAAGCUCUUGCGGAGCUUGAAGCAUGAGAAUGUCAUCAACAUCCUGGACAUGUAUCUGCAACAAAAUCCUCACUGCGACGAGAUUUACUUGGUCAGUGACCUGAUGGAAACCGACCUGCAUCGGAUCAUAGUUUCUAAACAGGUCUUGUCUGAAGAGCACCAUCAGUACUUCUCGUACCAAAUUCUGAGAGGGCUGAAAUACUUACACAGUGCUAAUGUGGUGCAUCGCGACUUGAAGCCAGCAAACAUCCUGGCAAACAAAGACUGUCACCUCAAAAUUUGCGACUUUGGUUUGGCACGUGCCCUUGGUGAGCAGGAAGAGGACAAUGCCAACUUGACAGACUAUGUGGUGACCAGAUGGUACCGCGCGCCCGAGGUGACGUUACUUCCCAAAAGCUACACCAAGUCCAUCGACGUAUGGUCAGUUGGGUGCAUCCUUUGCGAGUUGAUUCGCCGACGACCUAUCUUCACUGGAGAAGGCCCUCUGGACCAGAUAGUGAAGAUCUUGCAAGUGUUAGGGCCCCCCAAAGAGGAUGACCUGACUUUGCUGUCUCAACGUGCAAGGACGUUUCUUGAGCAGGUGUUGCCUUAUCUACCUGCAACCAAGCUGGACUGGAAAUCCGUCUGCCCGAAGGCAACCGAGGCAGGCGCCGAGGCAAUUGAACGAAUGCUGACAUUCAACCCCAAAAGGAGGGCCACUGCCGGCGAAUGCUUGGAGUUAAAAUAUUUUCACGAUUUCCACCGGCCGGACGAUGAGCCAGUGGCGGAAGGGCCCAUAGACUGGACAUUUGAGAACUGUACCCUAACCAAAGAAAGUGUGCAGAAUGAGAUUUACGCAGAGUGUCGGAAAUUCUAUCCAGAGAUGGCGCAAGCCACGUUGUUUGAAUGCCCUUUGAAAGUAAAUCCCGCAUUUUUGCUGGCCCCCGCUGGAUCCCAAUGGUAUGACGCAGGGUGCCGAAGUUUUGCUCAACUUCAGGUUUAUGCCAUGCUCUCCAAGCCAGUUCACGUCAGCCAAUUCGUCGGAGAAUUGGAGCAUGCUGCGCGGUUUCUUUCUGACGUUGACGGCAGGGUGUUGGGUGAGAUUUUGGUGCGGGAAGAUUGGCAAAAAGAGGUUGCAGCAGAAGCGACACUCGUUGUCACCACCUUGAACUCGCGCCUAGUGACACCUGGUGACACCACACCUUUUGCACCGCCAGUCACCAGCGCGGAUCUCAGUGUCAAGUGUCAGGCUGCAUGUGGCAUCAAAGAUCAUGAAGCCAGCAUGAUGAUCGACGUCGAGACUUUGCGAUCGAGCUUCUAA